AUGUCUGAACAGCCAAGCUAUCCGCGCUCCAGCCUCCUAGUCCUAGCCUUCAACUCGGUACAAGCAUUACUUCCGACAACACUAAUCGACAAAGCCGAAGCCUAUCUCGACGUACACCGGAUAGACGAUGCAGUGGCCCUCGCGGACGAGCAGCGCAAGAAGCUUCAAGCCCAACUUACAGUCGACUCCGGAGAAGCCGACGCGCUACGAUAUGUACAUCUACGAAUAGGAUUCAAAUGCCUGCUGGAAACUCGCUUUGAGGAUGCCGGAUACCACUUGUUCGAAGGAGGAUUAGACCCACGCCUGCUCAUCUCGUAUUAUCCGGACUUGCGCGGCUCACUACUUUCCGAAGAGGACGACGUGGAGUUAUUCGAAGGAGUGGCGGAUAAUGUUGUACCAUUUGAUUCGGUCGACGAUAUCAUUUCCGCCGACCUAGUCAGGAAUUACUCUCCGUUCCUGGCACCAAAUACGCGUUCGGCUCCGCCUACCGCCGAACUACGCCGGAUACUCACCACCGCGGCGUAUGAAAUGCUGGAGAGCUUUCUGCGGAAGUGGAGGAGAGUACGAGGAGACGGAAGUGUCCAUGAGACACGAGUGAUCGUGGACACCGUACUGGCCAAGAUCUUCGCGCUCAACGAGAAGACUACGGACCUGUAUGCACUAUUGGGCGAACAACCCGACUUGAUACUGCCAGAGCUAGAAUCGGUCUUUAUAUCGUCGGGGCAGUAUAAUGCACUUUGCAGCAUGUACCAAGCCCGUGGACUAGAUGAGAAGCUACUGAAUGCCUGGGCAAGAAUUGCGGAGGGUGAAUGGACGGACCCGGAAAUUCCUGACCCGUUGUCGAAUAUGUUAACGUUGUUGACGGUGCGGCGAAAUCGGGCGCUCACGCAGCAAUGGGGAGUGUGGUUGGCAGCCAAAGAUCCCGAACGCGCUCUGAAGCUCUUGACAUCUCAAGGCGCCAACCGCGGUCGGAAAGCGUCUGUCGAUGCCGACCUGGCCACCCUCGCGCAGAUACGCGCCGCGAACCCACGAGCAGCCGUCCAGUUCCUCGAACACCUGGUGCUCCAGAAACGCUCCUCCGAUCCCAACCUUCACACCGAAUUGGCGCAGUCAUGCAUAUCUCAAGUCUUGGAUGCCCUCUCUGACGAACCUACCGCAAAGCUGUGGCGCGCCAAAGCAGCUUCGUAUGCUUCCCACGCGCAGAGCAAUACCCCCUUCCUGGCGUACUUUGCCUCCACCACACCGGACUCGCCCACGAAACGCGCACGAUUGCGCGCUGCGCUCUUCCUACAGAGCUCGUCAUUCUACGAUGCACUAGCAAUACGCGAACGGUUACUUCCUCACGCACAAGCACUGCCGCUCGAGAUGUCAAUCGUAGAAGGGAAACUCGGCAUGGACCACGAAGCGCUCACGCGCCUCGCACAUACCCUUCGUGAUAGCUCGUCGGCGGAAGCAUACUGCACAGCUGGCCGCCGUUCGUUGCCACCAAAGAUCGCGAGGAUGUUGGCGGAACGCGAGUCGCUUGCCGCAUGGACACUCGGUACAGCCGAUGCUGUUCCGGCAGACUACGGGCGGGACGCACCGAAACUGCUGAGGAUGUUGUUAGAUGUCUACAUCGAGAGUGGGAAGGAGGAUGCGGCGGCGGCGCUGAUGAACUCGCAAGCGGCGACGUUCGAUGUUUCGGAUGUGCUGUCGCGUGUUCCGGAUGCUUGGCCUUUACCAUCGGUUGCAACGUUCUUCUCUCGGGCGCUUAGGCGCUCGUUGCAUGAGAAGCAUGAGGCGCUUAUCGUGAAGGGUAUAGCGAUGGGCCAGAAUCUUGCUAUCGCAGACGAGACGCAUUUGAUCCUGAGGGAACAAGGGUACCUCGUGGAAGAAGCAAUUGACGAUGAUGAUGGUGACAACGAGAAGGCGCUUCCACCGCCUCCGGAUACGGAAGAGGUCCUGGAUGAGAAGGCUGGAAUUGACAUCCCGCGUAGCAACGGGUACGGACAGGGUACCAUGGCGGCAGCCUCAUGGGAUUCGGCCGCGACACCUCCAGACUCUGGUGAUCACGACUUCAGGUAG
Peniophora sp. CBMAI 1063 is the source of this 2064-nucleotide messenger RNA. Lineage: Eukaryota; Fungi; Basidiomycota; Agaricomycetes; Russulales; Peniophoraceae. The record is from the annotation of a GenBank genome assembly.